Daldinia vernicosa is the source of this 2665-nucleotide messenger RNA. RefSeq names its product something about silencing, SAS, complex subunit 4-domain-containing protein. The record is from RefSeq and is a predicted model, not a curated record. NCBI's taxonomy places the organism in Eukaryota, Fungi, Ascomycota, Sordariomycetes, Xylariales, Hypoxylaceae. Gene Ontology annotation, molecular function: histone acetyltransferase activity. The transcript is spliced from 2 exons. Gene Ontology annotation, cellular component: SAS acetyltransferase complex. Bases 273 to 2093 code for a protein of 606 amino acids.
CUCAAACCAUAAGGAGCGACCUAGAUGCGCACUGUAUUGUACAUACAGGUAUAGUUGGGUACCAUAGUAGAGUCCAGCAUUGCGCGUGCAUCUGCAAUAACUACAAGAGUGAUCAAUUGAUGACAAGAGGCGCCUAACGUUAGAAAUUUAAUGUUCGCCCCAAGAAAUUUAUCUAAUUGUUUUGGUACGUCAAUGCGCAUUUGAUAAAUACCAUAUUAAAUCCUGUUCUGUGCCACCAGCGAUCAUUAUGUCAAUUCAUACACCUCGAAUUGAUGGCUACCUCUUCGCGACGACCUGAUGCGCUCCAGCGCCCACAGCACCAGCACCAGCACCAGCACUACCAGCGACGCGCCCAUCCCCAUCCCCAUCUCCAUACCCAUACCCAUCAGCAGCACACAACUAACCACACAAUCAAUCCUAAUAUUAAGAACAUCAACCCAGCUACUGCAAGUCUUGACGCCAAUAGCGUGGCUGCUAAACAUGCUCAUGUCAUCGCGACACAUAUCAAAACGCGAAACUCGCAAAACAUCCUUCAGCAGACUAGUCCUUCACGAAUGAAGCGCCCUCUAGAUCCUAUUGCCAAUAACUACGACCCUUCCAAAACCAAAAGAGCCCGAAUUACUGUCGAGAUUCUAGCGAGACCUAUUCCUCCUACCAAUCCUCCUAGAUCCAUCACUGUGGCCACUGUGGACACUGUGAACACGUUGAAGCCACAACCUCAACCCCAACUUCAAACUGAAACCCAUACGAACGAGCCUCCGGUCGCAUCAACGCAAAUUCUCCCUGCUCAACGGGAAACUACCAAGACGGCGACAGUAGUAGAACCUGGUUUAAAAAGACACAAGGAAAAAGCUAUCAAUGGAAUUAAACAUGAACUCGAUAGAUUACAACCAAGUGUAACCGAUACCAAUUCGGCAACAGAACGGCCCGGUCGCAAGUUGCGGUCACAGGAGGCGACUCGCUUCAAGAGCGAGUUGUCAGCAUAUUUCCCCGAUUAUGAUGAAGUAAUCGGUAAUGAUCCUAAAGAAGAACACGUUCUUAACCUCGAUACUCCGAUUGUCCUGGUCGAUACGGGCAAUCCCCUCUUUAGUAAUCAUCAAUCACAAGCCCCUGUACCCCCUCCAGAAGCAGCAGCAAUAGACGCCAACGGGCGACCCCACACUAUAUAUAAUACAGUGCGAACAGUGCGAACUUACGGUGAUAAUCUGUUCUCUAACCUGUACGACUCUCAACGGAUCGACUUUGCCUUUCUCGAAGCACGAUAUAAUGGCAAAGAUGUCGAGGAUCCCCUACCAGAUUCUUAUUUCGGACCAGCACAUAAAAAAGCUGAGAGGCUAGAAAAAUCCAUCAGAAAUACAGAAAAAGGUCGCGCACAACAUGAGAAGGAUCAGAUCAUUCGGCUGCUCAAUGAGCUCCAAGGCCAUGAUUGGCUAAGAACAAUGGGUGUCAGCGGUGUUACUGAAAGUCGCAAGAAGACAUUCGAGCCUGCCCGAGAUCACUUCAUUAAGGGUUGUCAAGCAAUCUUGGAGAAAUUCCGUGUAUGGAGUCAAGAAGAGAAAAAGAGGAAGCUUAUGAAGGAACGUGCGUUAGCAGAAGAGGUAGAAGAAAACGAAGAAAAAGAAACCGAGGGGGAGGAUAACAAUGCCAAGCAACUAAGUGAGGAGGAGGCUUCAGAUGAGGAUGAAGAAAUGGGCGACGUUGAAACAGACGACGAUAUUCCGGAUGAUGUUAGCGACGGUGAUCCCCCAGACUACAGCGAUGCUGAUGCAUCUGCAAGGCAACUUCUUGACGAGGCAUUAGCACGGGCUAAGUACACUGCAUCGAGCUCUAAGAGAUCUCGAGGUGAACCACCACCAAAGUCUCCAGAACCAUAUGUGGCAAAGGAGUUUACGUCUUUCUUUGUCAAAAAACAUCAGCGUGAAGCAGCCCUCAACAAGAGCCGGCGCAGAGGAAGGACUAUUGUAGCCUGGGGUCAUCCCAUCCCAGAUAUGGUUGAACGCAACUUUGAAUUACCCGAAGAAUACCGUGAUAUUGAGACUUUGAAAGCCCACGAGAGGCAAAAGAGGCGGGAAAGGCGUCAGCGUCAGCAUUGAUUUGUUGAAUUAGUUUGGGGGCUAUUGCAUUUGUCUUCGGGACACAAGGCAACGAGGCAACACUUAGCAUAUACGUUUAUCGCUGCACUACGGGGACACUCAAGUUCCUAUUCACUCAAAUGCGACUGGAUGCGGCUUUGGAUUCACAUGGCGCUCCCCAUGGGAACCUUUAUUCGUACUAUAAUAAUAGCCUUGGGCAUUUAGUGUGAUAGCCUAAUGGUAUAACUCCUGCUAAAGCCCAUAGCGAUACUUGUGAUGACGUUGAUAGCAAUGAACCUAGUGUAAUUAUCCCAGGGUAAUUAUCUACUAGGUAAAACAUAAUAGGUGUUAGGUGGAUUAGUAGCAUCCCAUCAAAAACAAUAUGAGACAUGCAGCAACUCGAGUAUCUUGACUGUCCGGGCGUGAUAUGUAGGUACCUACUACAUACGUAACCUAGAUAAUAAUCCCAUGCACCUGAAGGUUUGGUAUGUGUGAUGUCAAGAGGGGCAGAGUUUGGGCGCUGCGUGCGUACCGCCACCUCGGGACCUCGCAUUUUUAGUUAAUAUAUUAGGUACGCAGGUACGGUAUAAUAA